Electrophorus electricus (electric eel) is the source of this 1437-nucleotide messenger RNA. It is a transcript of the gene thap11, whose product is annotated as THAP domain containing 11. Gene Ontology annotation, molecular function: RNA polymerase II cis-regulatory region sequence-specific DNA binding. Gene Ontology annotation, cellular component: nucleoplasm. NCBI's taxonomy places the organism in Eukaryota, Metazoa, Chordata, Actinopteri, Gymnotiformes, Gymnotidae. The record is from RefSeq and is a predicted model, not a curated record. Gene Ontology annotation, biological process: regulation of transcription by RNA polymerase II.
AUUGUGGGACGUGUAGUUCCGCUUCUAGGCCGCGGGUCUCGCUAACAGCACGCGAAGGAACCAAACAAAACCAAAUUAGCAAAACUUGUGCAGGAUUGUUGAAAUACUGGCGACACCCCCGCCCCAUCAUGCCUGGGUUCACGUGCUGCGUGCCUGGAUGCUACAAUAACUCCCACCGGGACCGCGAGCUGCGCUUCUACACCUUCCCGAAGGAUCCCACUCAGCGCGAGAUCUGGCUGAAGAACAUCUCGCGGGCCGGGGUGAGCGGCUGCUUCAGUACUUUCCAGCCCACGACGGGGCACCGGGUGUGCAGCGUGCACUUCCCCGGGGGCAGGAAGACGUACACUAUACGCGUCCCGACUCUGUUCCCCCUGCGCGGGGUGAACGAGAGGCGGAGCCGGCGCGGCCGGAGCAGGAAGGUGUCCGCGGUCGUGCCCAUCAUCACGAGCGUAGUCUCGCUCUCCAGCGACCCCGCUCCAGCCGACGCGGAGGCAAGCGACCCCAGCGUGGUGCAAAUUGGGCAAAACGGCCAGUAUAUCAGUCCCGUGGACCUGACCGCAGCGGCAGACGCGUCCUGCACGAGCGUGCUCCCUCACGCUGAGGAUUUUGAAGGGCCCGUGCAGGCCGGGCCGUGCCUCGCGCUGGGCGGAGAGGACCACUCGUACUCGCUGACCAACGGCACGACCUCCGCCGAACUGCUGCGGAAGCUGAACGAGCAGCGCGACAUCAUCGCGCUCAUGGAGAUCAAGAUGAAGGAGAUGAAGAGCACCAUCCACCAGCUGCGCGUCACGGAGGCGCGCCUGCACGAGGAGGUGCGCGAGAGGGACCGUAUGCUCUCCGCUGCUGCUGCGCUUCGGAAGAAAGUCUGAGACUGCAUACCUGUCUGCACAAAGACCCGUGGGUGCGAGCGAGCACAGCCGCCGUUUAUCGUAGUUAAUCUGAUCGGCCGAUUUCUGUUGUUUUUAGACGAUUUACACAUUCAGUAUGUAGGCGGCGUGCGAGACCGGAGCGCAAGACCAGACCCAUGUACACGCGCGUUGAACUGUCCAAACGCGCAGCUCGGACUGACACUUUCAGUGUAGACUGGUUUUUUUUCUUUUUUGUUUGUGAGAAAGGGAGAUUUUCUUGUUUGCAGCAACUCGAAAUUCGCCAACUGCUUCCUGAUAUGAAAUAAACACAGCCUUCAUUCACACAGACUGUUCCUCGUUGUGUGAAGGCAUUUCAUGAGUUUGAGUAAUUAACUUCCUUUAUUUUGAAGUUUCUGAGUGGAAUAACUGAGUGGAUUUGUUCCAAACCAAGGGGUCCUCACAUGAUGUUUGAAACAACUGAUGAACUGGGGGAAAAAAAGACUCAUCAUUUGAAGGUCUAUUUCUUGUAACACUGGUUUUGUAGUUUCUUAAAUAAAUGCUACAGUAGAGGUAUUUUCUAACAAGGUAA